Molecule: messenger RNA, 759 nt
Organism: Quercus robur (English oak)
Lineage: Eukaryota; Viridiplantae; Streptophyta; Magnoliopsida; Fagales; Fagaceae
Product: disease resistance protein RPV1-like
Exons: 1
Coding region: 111-647 (178 amino acids)
Biological process (GO): signal transduction
Source: RefSeq, a predicted model, not a curated record
UUCACCUUCUUCCUAAUUUGUCAUUCACUUUCCUGAGUUAUAUUGCAAUCUCUUCACAGUUUUCUUUCUCCUCCUUUCAGAUCUUUACAACAGUUUGCUCAUAAAUCUUGAUGGCUCUUGUGACCUAUGAAGGAGCCUCAUCUUCUUCUUUCACCCACCAACCCAAGAAAUUUGAUGUCUUCUUGAGUUUCAGAGGUGAAGAUACCCGUCUUGGUUUUAUAGGUCAUUUGUAUAAUGCCUUGUGUCAACGGGGUAUUAACACUUUUAUUGAUAAUAACCUUCAAAGGGGAGAAGAAAUUUCUGUAGGACUUUUCAAAGUCAUUGAAAGUUCAAGGAUUUCAAUAAUUGUAUUCUCUGAAAACUAUGCAUCCUCCAAAUGGUGCUUGGACGAACUUGCCAAGAUUGUUGAGUGUAAGAAAAAAGACCAGUUAGUGCUACCGAUUUUUUACAACAUAGAUCCAUCAGAGGUUCGUAACCAAAAAGGAAAGUUUGGAGAAGCACUAUCUAAACAUGAAGAAAAAUUAAAGGAUUACAAGGUGCAAAGCUGGAGGGAAGCUUUAUUUGAAGCUGCAAAUAUAUCUGGUUGGCAUUACCAGCGUAGGUAUGAAUUUAAUGACAACUAUUGUACUUUUUAUGAGUUUCACUAGUUUGUUAUGAUAACUGAUUUUAUUGUUAAACAACAAUUACCACUAAUUUAUCAGUGUUAGUUUUUUGGCCAAAUUAUGAAUGAAUUUUUUUUUCUUCAUAUCUACACCAAUA